This is a messenger RNA of Trematosphaeria pertusa, 1619 nucleotides long. RefSeq lists its product as uncharacterized. The record is from RefSeq and is a predicted model, not a curated record. Bases 186 to 1499 code for a protein of 437 amino acids. The transcript has a single exon. Lineage: Eukaryota; Fungi; Ascomycota; Dothideomycetes; Pleosporales; Trematosphaeriaceae.
AGCACGUCAAUAUAUGCCAUGUUGUCGAAGCCGGACACGGUCGGCUUGGUGUUGCCGUACGGCCCCCACCAGCUAACAUGUCUAAGUUCGCAUAUAAAGGCCGAUCAGCUGCUGACCGAGAGGGUCUUGUGGGUCUCCUCUUCGUCCUUUUCCGGUAGACCGCCAAUCGUAACAUUGUAGCCAACAUGUCGGUCAAGUCUUUCCUCCUGAUGCUCGGCCUUCUGGGCGCGGCGAAUGCACAGAACUCGUCCUUCGCUCUUCCAUCCGGCAUCCCUCGCCCUUCGAUCGGGAUCUCUCUGGGCCCCACCGGUGGCAUUUCGUUCUCGGGCGGGAUUCCAAUUGGAACGGGCCUCCCAAGCGUGCCUUUGCCUACCCCUUCCGCAUCCGUCGGUCUCUCCAUCCCUGGCGUCCCUCUGCCCACCGUCUCGGUUCCCCUUCCUUCUCUUCCGAGGCCGUCAACCAUACCGGCGCCCACUGCGUCCAUUGGACUGUCUCUACCUCCGCUCCUCCCCUCGGUUUCAGUGCCUUUUCCCAUCCCGCCAGUAAACGUUUCGACAUCGAUUGCGGUCCCGUCACUCUCCCUUCCGGUGCUGCCUUCCAUUCCACUGUCAACAGGCCUGCUGCCAUCGCUGUCCGUACCAGUCCCACUGCCUUCGGUCAAUGUUUCGCGGUCCAUCGGCCUUUCCGUUCCGUCGAUCAGACCUACCGGAUUUCCUCCGUUGCCUUCGAUUUCGAUCCCCUCAAUCAGGCCGACACCGCCAUCCUUCAACACGACAAGGCGACCCAGCUUCUCGUUUCCGAUCCCAACGCUGAGGCCCACCAGCCGCCCUGUUCCAUCCUUCUCGUUCCCAUCCAUCAGGCCAACCCCUCCCUCAUUCAACACGACCCGCUCUCCGUUCCCGACAUCGAGGCCAACCCCGCCACGCCCGUCUUGGACGCACCCCAAUCCCACCUCCCGACCCACCCCUCCCAUCCCGUCUUCGAAGCCCACUCCGACCAUCUCAAGGCCAGUGCCGCCCUUCCCCACAUCGAAGCCAACCCCGCCUAUUCCCACACUCAAGCCCACUCCGACCAUACCCAGCACUCUCAUCACUAAGCCCCACCCGCCUAAGCCCACACCAACAGACGACGGCGACCCGUGGGAGGAGUGCGACCCCGAUGAGGACGACGACUGCGAAUGCGACGGCGACGACGAAGACGAAGACGAAGACGAUGACGAUGACGACUGGAAAGACUGGAUCUGGUUUUCGCACAGAAGCAAGAAGGCGCACAAGCACCAUGCCGCGGCCGCGAAGAACUGGCAGCAAGGAAAGCACACGGGCUAUCGCAAGAAGAAACUCUCGCCGGAGAUGCAGAGGAGAGCAGAGGUCACUGGUCGCAUCAUUGGCGAAAGGCCCGUGGACGGACGGCCGGUUGAUGGGAGACCCGUUGAGGGAAGGCCGAUUGGUGCCUCGAAGAUAACUGCAAGGCGCUUGCUUGCGAGACUUCUUCGUGCGUAGAGUACUUGCACUACCUAGUCUUUCUAUAUACUCUUCGUUUCUAUAGUGAGGGCAAAGUAUUUCAAGCCGUACUGAAAGAUUCUCCCUGCGUAUAUGGAGGGCCGCUGCCAAGACCUUCAG